Acanthoscelides obtectus is the source of this 459-nucleotide messenger RNA. The record is from the annotation of a GenBank genome assembly. Lineage: Eukaryota; Metazoa; Arthropoda; Insecta; Coleoptera; Chrysomelidae.
AUGGUGCUCACACGCGAAACGUGCGAGGAAAUUAAAAAUUUAGAGAGUCAUAUCCUUACAAACAGUUUAAAUGAUCCAACGUUCAUAACUAAGAUCGCUGGUCAGGUAGCAGAAGCCACAGCAAAAACUGUAAGUAAAAAACUGGAAACGAUGGAAAGGAAUUUGUCCCUGAUGGAAAAGAGUAUUGCUGAAUUUAAAACACGUACUGAAGCUGAAUUAAGUAAAAUGCGAAAUCAAAUUAAGGUUUUGCAUCAAAUAGAAUCAAGAUGUGAUAAUAUAGAUCAGCGGCUUAGGAAAAAUAAUCUAAGAAUAUUCAACCUUGCUGAAGAUGAAAAGGAAAAUACACGGGAAAAAGCCAGAACUUUUCCCAACUCUAAACUGUCAAUAGAUUUGCAGGAAAAUGAUAUCGAGAUAUACUUUAGAGUUGGAAAAGCAGAAUGCAGCAAACAGAAAAUCUAG